Molecule: messenger RNA, 800 nt
Organism: Caenorhabditis elegans
Lineage: Eukaryota; Metazoa; Nematoda; Chromadorea; Rhabditida; Rhabditidae
Gene: W08E12.6
Exons: 4
Coding region: 30-677 (215 amino acids)
Source: RefSeq, marked reviewed
CCCCCUCCACGGCUACAGCUCAAAAAAAAAUGUUCUCAGUUUUUUCGUCGCUUCUACUCGUCUCUGCGUCACUCGCUCAGCCAUUCUUCCUUCCACCACCUCCAUGCUUCGGAAUCGGCUGCAAUCAGCCACCGAUUGUGAUUGCCGGACCCCCGCCAUGCUUUGAUUGCCCACCACCAGCGCCGAUCUUCGUUGCUCCACCACCACCACCAUGCUUUGGACCAGCUUGCCCACCACCAUGCUUCGGACCAGCCUGUGUUCCACUUGCUCCAAUCAUCGUGAACGGGCCUCCACCAUGUUUUGGGCCAGCUUGCCCACCACCAUGCUUCGGCCCAGCUUGUGCUCCACCUGCUCCAAUUAUCGUUAACGGGCCACCACCAUGCUUCGGGCCAGCUUGCCCGCCACCAUGUUUCGGCCCAGCUUGUGCUCCAUCUGCUCCAAUUAUCGUUAACGGGCCACCACCAUGCUUCGGGCCAGCUUGCCCACCACCGUGCUUCGGACCAGCCUGCGCCCCACCACCACCAGCUCCGAUCCUCUUCGGAUCUGUCACUUGCUGCGCUCCAAAUAACUAUUCCUGCUGUGGAUCCUUGUUCCGUAAGCGAAUCUUUAGCAAGCGAUCCGAUGAUAAGACGGAGGCUACCACCGAGGCACCAGCCAAAGAAACUCAAGAAAACUAAAUGAUCUAUCGAUUUUUAGGAGCCAAAUUCUCAACUUUGUUUGUAUAUAAGAUACUCAUAUAGAUUUUUAUUGUUUUAAUUAAUUAAUAAUUGAUAUUUAAACUGUUUAAUGAAGUUUCAUCU